Morone saxatilis (striped sea-bass) is the source of this 1686-nucleotide messenger RNA. RefSeq names its product ring finger protein 220b (gene rnf220b). Gene Ontology annotation, biological process: protein ubiquitination. Lineage: Eukaryota; Metazoa; Chordata; Actinopteri; Moronidae. The transcript is spliced from 15 exons. The record is from RefSeq and is a predicted model, not a curated record. Gene Ontology annotation, molecular function: metal ion binding; ubiquitin protein ligase activity. The coding region runs from base 1 to 1686 and encodes 561 amino acids.
AUGGACCUCCACCGCCCCUUCAAGAUGGACAGCCCCUCCUACCUGCCAGCUCCACUGGCCUCCCCCGCCCUGAUGGUCCUCGCCUCCACUGCCGAGGCCGGCCGAGACGCCUCCGUCCCCUGCCAGGCUCCCAGGCCCUUCGGUGUCCCUGCCUCCGUGGAGAAAGACCUUCACCUCCCCUUCCCCUCGGCCUCUUACACCUUCACCUCCAUGUAUCAGCGUCAGGGCCACAUGUCAGGCACCUUUCCCUCCCGAGACUUCCCAGCCUCUCUGCUCCACCUGCACCCCCAGUUCACUCCGCCAAACCUGGACUGCUCCACCCUAAGCAUGCUCAACCACAGCGGAGUGGGUGCCUUCCGACCUUUCUCGUCCCCGCAAGAGGAGAGGGAAUCGGGGGUUUACCAGUCAGCUUUCACCCCUGCCAAGAGGCUGAAAAGCUGUUUCCCUGACAUUGAGGGGAAGGAGUUUGACUUCGGCUCCCCGGGAGGCUCCCUCAAAGCCGGGGAAGACUCAGGGAGGAAGCUGUUCUCCAUGUCUGGCCUGCUGUCUGAUGGGGAGGCUUCAUCGAGCCCAGAAGAGCGCAAAGACCACAGUAAAGUGAAGGGUCUCUAUGACUCUCAGGCCCCAGCGUGUCCAGUCUGUCAGGCUAUUCUGCGACCAGGAGAACUGCAAGAACACAUGGAGCAGGAGUUGACCAAACUCGCCCAACUACAAAUGAGUGCCACUCCAGGGCACCACGACCACCUCAUAAGGACGCCGAAGUCGCUCUCGCUGUCUCUUCAUAUAAAGCGUGAAGGAGGUUCUCCCACCUCGCCCCCUCGACCGUCUGAGGAUGCGCACUCUGACCGAUACCAGACGUUUCUUCGUGUGCGGGCCAACAGACACACCAGACUGAAUGUCGAUGACCUCUGCUGGUGCAGGUGCUACGUCAAAUCUGCCCCAUUACGCCCCCACAGCGCAGGAGCCCACCUAGACUGCACACAAGCUGUCAGGAUCGGGAAGCUGAAGAGGAGGAAACCAGAAGAGGGACAGGAGGGCUCAGCGGACAUGCUGCCGCUGGAGGACGAGUGGAACGACAGGAGAAGGAUACAAAUGGCGUCUAUAGUCGGAGGGUUUAAAGGUGCAGUCCUGGUGAGCACAACUUCUAAGGAGUGUCGAGACAGCGAUGCAGACCUGGACGUAGACGGAGAUGACACUCUGGAGUACGGCAGAGCGCAAUACACAGAGACAGAUGUCAUCCCCUGCUCAGGAGAAAGCUCCAAGGAGACAACAGUGAACAGCAGCAGCAGCAGCACAUUGCCUGACUCCAGAGUAAACCUAGAGUUUUCCAAAUGGUCAAAUGAUGGGAGUCCAUCUACCAGCAGCGGAGAGAAAGUGGACGGGAGCAUAGCUGGUCUUCCCAAAACCUGCAAAAACUCUGAGAUAGAGACGCUCUCAGAGGACUCCACGCUGACAACUCUGGAUGCACUUAAAGCUCGGAUACGGGAUUUGGAGAAACAGUUGUCUAAAGGAGACAGAUUUAAAUGCCUCAUCUGCAUGGACACGUACACAACUCCUCUCACCUCCAUCCAGUGCUGGCAUGUUCACUGUGAGGAGUGUUGGCUUCGAACGUUGGGAGCAAAGAAGUUGUGUCCUCAGUGCAACACUAUCACCUCACCUGGAGACCUGAGACGGGUCUUCCUGUGA